Molecule: messenger RNA, 5698 nt
Organism: Sphaerodactylus townsendi
Lineage: Eukaryota; Metazoa; Chordata; Lepidosauria; Squamata; Sphaerodactylidae
Gene: SUN2
Product: Sad1 and UNC84 domain containing 2
Exons: 18
Coding region: 442-2586 (714 amino acids)
Biological process (GO): nuclear envelope organization
Cellular component (GO): meiotic nuclear membrane microtubule tethering complex; nuclear envelope
Molecular function (GO): protein-membrane adaptor activity
Source: RefSeq, a predicted model, not a curated record
UUUGACAGGCGCGCGCACGAAACCUAGGGCCAUAUUGUGACAUCUCGCGACUGGGGUUUGUUUGUGGGAUUCCUCUUGUGUUGUAUACAACAUUUUCAAGAGGGCGGCUCUUUGUCCUCGGCUGCGGGUCCACUCUAUCAGCGGACUGGGGUGGCUGCCUGCGAUUCUGCACUCUGCUGACCGCGCAUUCUGGAGGAGCGCUUCGGAUUGCUUUCUUCUUAAUCGUUGCUGGCAUCCAACGGACGUUGGGUCGGAAAUCAAUGUAUUGCAGCUGAUUUUGGCGUGCUCGAAAAGCGAGGCUUGGAACCAGAGGGGAGAAAAGAAGAAAGAACUGGUUUCUCUUCUUAGCCUCGUUCCUUAUUCUUCGAGUCACUCGUUUAUCCCCCACCCCUUUCCCCAGCAUCCCAGGUACCUUUGCACAAGUCGUGGUCUUCCUCAACCAUGUCCCGGCGAAGCCAACGCCUUGGCACUGUCCAUUAUUAUCAAAGCAAUGAUGUUGAUGAUGCCAGUAUCAGCAGUGGUGGGAGUUCCCUGCUUGGUAGCCAGCAGGCCCUGUUCAAAGACAGUUCCAGCAGCCGGAGCCUACGAAGGAAGCCAAACAGCGUAAAGCGUCCCUCUCCAGCCCCAAGCUUGGGAUCCAACUCUGCGGCACACUCCACCUACUACAGUGAGUCUAUGGUUAGCGAGUCCUACCUGAAUGAUGGCAGGGGGCUUUCUGCCCGGGCCAGUGCCGUCUUGAAUGAGCCGCUGAGCAGCAGUUCUUAUUGGAACGAGGAAAUCUCCGCUAGAAGAAGAAGAGGCACUGGAGGUACAGAGUCCAGUAAAACCAAUGGGCUGACAGAAAGGAAGACCUAUGAUACCUAUGCUUCUUCAUCAGGCUACUCCUCUGAGGAUGACUAUGCAGGUCAUACUUCCUCAGAUCAGAAUGCCUCUGGUUCUGCAUUCAGGAAUGUACUCUCUAAAGUAGGCUCUUUUCUGUGGCUGGUGCUUACUUCACCAGGUCGGUUAUUUGGGCUGUUAUAUUGGUGGAUCGGGACCACAUGGUACCGCCUGACAACUGCAGCCUCACUCCUGGAUGUCUUUGUCUUAACAAGGAGCUAUCCGGUCUUGAAGAGGCUUUUCUUGCUGCUCCUGCUGCUGCUGCUAUUGACUGCUAUGGGUUUUGGCGUUUGGUAUUUUUACCCUUUUGGGCUUCAUCCUUCCAUGUUUUGGGGGGGCACUGAAAAAUUUCCCCCUCCUGUUUCCAAGAAUGUGUAUGAAGCUGGAGAUUUGAAAGCACUCUAUGAGGCACAGCAGCGGGUUUUAUCCCGGCUUCAGGCCCUGGAGAAGCGUUUUGAAACCCUGGAGGAUGCUGCGUCAGUGCUGGAACUGCAAAAAGGAGCAACCUCACCAGGAGCGGCUCUGCCGCAAGAGGAGAUCUUGGUUCUUCUGGAUGGGCUGGUGAAAAGGCGAGAAACAGCCAUGAGAGAGGAUUUCCGCAGAGAGACGGAUCUUCAUCUCCAGAGUGAGUUGGAUGCUUUCCAGUCCCAGGUGCAAAAAGAUUUUGACAGUCUCUUGGAGAAAGUCUCUCAGGCUUCCAAGGAUACGGAGACUCGGAUGGUCCAGAUGAGUUCACAGUGGCAAAGCUCUACACAACAAAGCCUAAAAGGCAACCUCCAAAAGGAAAUGGGUAUGUUGGAGGCACAACUGGCUGGCCUGAAGAAGGAAUUUGCAGCCUUUGCCACAGAUCAGAAGACCUUGGCAAGACAUGUGGAGUCUAUUCCAGAACGGAUCAAGAGAGUGCAAGAGGAGGUGGAAAUCCAGUUCCCUGCAUGGCUUAGCCAAUUCUUGGCCCAAUCUAGGCAGGAUGGCGGGGCUGGUAUAUUCCUGCAGCAUGAGGAACUACAGGAACAGCUCCACAAACUGGAGCACAAGAUCCUGGCCAAAGUCUCCGAGGACCAACGGCUGUCUGCACAGGACAUUGGGGUAGCACUCCAAAUGGAUGGAGUCACAGGAGUCACACCAGAGCAAGUGCACUACAUUGUGAACCAGGCUCUGAAACGCUACAGUGAGGAUCGCGUUGGAAUGGUUGAUUAUGCCCUUGAAUCUGGAGGGGCCAGUGUUAUCAGCACUCGGUGCUCAGAAACCUAUGAGACCAAAACAGCAUUGCUGAGUCUAUUUGGGAUACCCCUGUGGUACCAUUCUCAAUCUCCACGGGUCAUUCUGCAGCCAGAUGUCAACCCUGGGAACUGCUGGGCAUUCCAAGGCUCCCAAGGCUUUGCCGUCGUCCGCCUUUCAAGUGAGAUCCAUCCCACGGCCGUAACACUGGAACAUAUCCCCAGAUCCCUCUCGCCCAAAGGAACCAUUCCCAGCGCCCCCAAGGAUUUUGCAGUCUUCGGUUUACAAGAAGAAGGACAGCAAGAGGGCAUCCUCCUUGGCACAUUUAUGUAUGACCAUGAUGGGGAUCCCAUCCAAACAUUCCAUUUGCAGGAUGAAGAUAAGAGUGCAGCCUUCCAGCUGGUGGAACUGAGAGUUCUUAGUAACUGGGGCCACCCUGAGUAUACCUGCAUCUAUCGCUUCCGGGUACACGGAGAUCCAGUCUCUUAACCCCUCCCUGCUGCCACACCCGUGCUAGCUGGCUACCUCAAGUUCUUCGCCUCAAGAGUGACAAAAGCAGUGCCGGAAAGGAGAGAAGCGGGGGUUGGACAGCACUUUUUUUUUGCUGUGUUGCUCGCAUGUGGGGAGAGGUCACUCGACAGCCACCUUGUGGUCAAUCUGUUCUCUCAGUAUGCAGAGGGAGAAGAUAGCUCAAUUUGGUCUUUUAUAAGCUGCUUUUUAAAAUGUUGUUCUUUUUUUAAAAAAGAAAAGCCUAUGCAGUUCAUAUUUGCCUCACACUCCUCCCCACAAAAAAAAAUUGCUUUCCAAGUUUUCUUUUGGAAAGUUCUGUCAUGAUCCCCUUGUAGAUCUAGCCCUGCAUACCUAAAUAUAACAUUCAGCAGCUUUAUCUUAGGAAAACCGUCUCGCUUGACAAUACGCAGCUUCUAGGCUGUUGCUCUCCCAUUCCUGGGGGUUGUUGCUGUUUUUGCCUCCUUUAUAGAAGCUGGCUUGGUGUAAAUGACAGGAGGGCCUAUAGCACUGUACAAUAGGAACAAGCAGUUGGGCAGGAGGAAAUAUGCACUUAUUUAAAGGACGCUACACUUUUGAAGGACAUGAAAAGUCUGGUUUCAAAGGGAAAGGAGAGAAAUGAAAUGUUGACUAUUAUGAACCUCCUAUUCCUGACAGGGCAGACUAGUGUCAAGACUCAUUCUCAUACUUCAGUGUUGACUUUCUCUUUUGAAACAUUGGAAAGAAAAGCUGCGGCUGGCACCCCCUUGGAAGAAUGUCUCCGUGAUCCCAGAUAAAUUGAGGCUGAUUGCUGUUGUUCAGGGGUGAGGGAAGGCAUUCCAUGCAACUUCACAGCCAAGCUCCUUUCUUUUUCAUUUGUUCCACAGACGGUUCCAGGGCUAAGCACUGAUCAUACUUACAAUUAAAACUAUGCCACCCUGCAUUUCAAUGUAGCAUGUUUUAACCCAGAGGCUGUUUCAGCACGGGCUGUGCAACAUGUCAAAUAUAUGUUUAUUUCAUUUAUGUCUAAUCUCCUAAGGGCUAAAGAGUCACUGUCUGACAACAUGUUGACGGUUGCACUAGCUAAAUGCAAUAUAUUAACCAAGCUUCAGGCUCUUCCUUUGCAUAGAGACCAUGUUUGCAUAAAUUUCCAUUGACCACAUGGAAAAUGGCAUGCUUUCUCUAGCGAGCAUAUGGUCAGGUGCAUUGUCCUGUUAUAUAGUCGGGAAAACCUUUACUACACAUGCAACCAAAUGAGUGAAUUUAGUUUCAAAGUAGUGAGUUACAGCAGUGGGGAGGGGGCCCCUGUGUAUAAACUGCCUGUAAAGCAGGGAACAGACUUGGCUUAGAACCUUUUCCCCAUUGCUGUGCUAGUCUUAAACUACAGGGGGUAGAAUGUUAAAAAAUGGCACCCCUUGCCUUUAAUCUCCUAGCCAAGUACUUAUCAGGGCCAAGACUGGAUUAGCCUGGGCAGAUCAGAUCAGGUUCUCUGGUAUCUUGUCUCUUGGUAAAUGGCUGUCUGUCGAGAGCUGUAUUCUGGGGGAACAGCUCUCCCAGUAUGGAUACCUCAUGACUUAGUGCCUUCAUUCUAAGGCUUCUCACAAAACAGUGAGGGACGGGCAUGUUGCUGAAAUUUUGAGCUUCGGCAGUUCCUUGGUUUCUGUUCUUUGAAACCAUUUAGCCACUUUCUCAGUGCUGUAUACUACUUUAGAUUCUGCCUACUCGUGCACAUUGCACAGCUGUGGGAGCAGAGAAAUCAGUUUAUGCUUGUAUAUCAAGGGGAAAUUGAUGGGCUUAAAGUUGUAGUGACUAUGAAAAGCAGCUCAAGCCCCCCCCCCCCCCCCGAGCAAUGGGGAAUCAACAGUGUUUUGUACGUCUCACCACUGCAGUGUUCUAGGGUUGUGAGGGUAAAGGACUUUGCUCAAGGGUAUAUAUAGAAUAGUAUUAAAAACUUGAGUAGUGCUUAGCUGGUGCAGAUAGUGUGAUAUAGUGGUAGAGUAAUAGCACGAAUACAUAAGGUAGAUAUAGGCUGAAUUAGUAUUACUAGACUUUGUAAAUAUAGAGCAAGGGAUAUACAGACAUCGUCACUCCUAAAAGCAUCCCAGUGAUGGAAGAGUAGACUUGAUCACUGAAAAACACCCUGCAAGUCAGAAAACUGAACACAACCGGAAGUAAACAUUUUUUUCUCUUCUGGACUAGUUUUUAUUUGCUGGCAAUUUUAAUAUACAUCUUCUUGUUAGGCCUAAUUUUCUUUUUUAAAUGAUCAGCAAUGCACAUCUUUCAACAGACUGGGCCCUUGUUCAUGUCAAGGUUAGAGUCAGAAAAUAUUAUUUGCUAUAUUGAAGAGGGGAUCGCAGCUGGGGCUGAAAAGAUACUGGCUCAUGUGCUUUUGGUCUGCAGCAAAUCUAUAUUUAGAAUGCUUUGAUUACUACAUUAAGCAUGAUGCCUCGUGUGCUUUAGCCGGCAGCAAAUCGCUUUGAUUAUUACAUGAAGCAUGACAGCAAAGACCCAGUCUGAAAGUUACUUUUCCUUAUGGUGCACAUAGGGAAGGCAAUCAUACCUCCUUGUAGCUGACUGUUCGGGUAUCCCCUAAGAGGGCACAAGUGACACUUCUGUAACAUAAGUUUUCUGUAACGUAAGCUAUCCUUUCCCUAGCCCCUUCUCACUUUCAUUGUAUGACAGAAGUGGUCAAGGAUUAAUAGAACCAGCCCUAUGACUGCAGCUCUGGGCAAAUUAGAGGCUUACAGCAGCUCACCAAAAAAGGUAGAAUAUACAGUUUGCUCAUGAAAAGAUUUUGUUUCAUGUCUGUGCAUUAGGGAAGAGGUACCUUUUAAUAUAUUUAUAUAUAUAUGGAGCUUUGUUUAUCAUAUCUGAAAGAAUGUUUGAGUUACAAUUCAGCUCUUUGUAUUCUCCAAAAGAAAGGAAUGUGAAGCACUGAUUUUCAACAUACUGCUUAUUUGUUGUAGAAGACAGAAAAGCGCAAUUCGUCUUGGGGGGAAAUGAAGAGAUGCCUGUAAGGGUGCCUAUAUAUGAUCAGAACGUUAAAAUUCCAAGUUAAUUGACUUGGCCUAGCAACUGUACUUUGGAUCUAUAAUUAAAUCUUUGCUUAAUUAUA